This is a messenger RNA of Tauraco erythrolophus (red-crested turaco), 287 nucleotides long. The record is from RefSeq and is a predicted model, not a curated record. NCBI's taxonomy places the organism in Eukaryota, Metazoa, Chordata, Aves, Musophagiformes, Musophagidae.
GUAUUUUGGACACUGCCAUUGUGGAUCGGGGCAGAAAUGUCCUUUCUUGCUCCAGAGAUGGCACUGCCCGUCUCUGGGACUGUGGCAAAUCUGCCUGUCUGGGCGUCGUGGCCGACUGCGGCUCUCCUGUCAACGGCAUUGCUGUGGGCACUGCUGACAACUCGCUGAACCUGGGCACGCCGGAAAAAGCUCCUAGUGAACGUGAGAUUGGGACAGAAGGGAAAAUCCUGCUGCUGGCUCGAGAAGACAAGAAGCUUCAAGGAGUGGGACUGCAGAGCAGGCAGCCG